Molecule: messenger RNA, 1599 nt
Organism: Musca domestica (house fly)
Lineage: Eukaryota; Metazoa; Arthropoda; Insecta; Diptera; Muscidae
Product: transmembrane protein 132B-like
Source: RefSeq, a predicted model, not a curated record
AUGCAUACGAAUACAUUGAUUGAAAUUGAUGAGAUAUUUACAUGGCUCUUGGAAGUUGCAGAUGAUACCAAAGACUUAGUUGAUGGCGGUAAAAUAGUGUGGUCUGUUACCUACAUAUAUGACAAUCCACGAGAAUCUUCAUUGGAAAUUGCUCCAGAUGACAACAAAAAGAGAAUAAUAGCUAAGUUAGAAGUAAACAAAGACGACAUCCAAGCCGUUUUACCUAUGGCGAAGAAUUGGGAAUUAAUGAACACAGCUGUUUUGACAGGACGUCAGGUGGCACAAGCGAUGAAAGUUUUUAUUGUCUCUCAAGGAGGAAUAGUUGCAGAUGUUACUUUACAAAGCUCAUGUUAUGCGGAAGACGAGAGCGUUAUAAAGGUAUCAUCUUCGUGUAGUUCCGUGUAUGUCGAUGGCUCUGAAAUCCGUGGUUCAUCAAACGCUUCUAUAAUGGUAAAAUACGGAACUUACAUUGGAGUUGCUAAAUUCGUUGUCUGGAUGCCGGAGUUUCCCCUUGAGGUUUACAUCAGCGAUUUUCGCCUUUCGCAAAUUAAAGGGUGGAAAGUAAUAGAUGAACAUCAAUAUAUACAUAAAAAAUCUCGUAGGAAAAAGAGAUCUUUUUUCCACGGCCAACAUAAUGGGGCUUAUUAUAACAAUGGUCUACUGGAAAAAAUGUCGUGCCGAGCCCGAUACCAACAAAGUCCGGUGGAAGUAUUUGCCAGAUUCGUUGCAGUUGAUCAGAAUUCUGGACGCAUAAGCUUUAUAUCACGUCGAACUGGAUUGCGAGUUACGGAUUUGGUACACUUAUUGCGUGUAGCAGAUCCCAAAAUAGCCAGCCUAAAGGGAAGAAUUCUUCAAGGCAAGUCAAUGGGCCGCACCGAUGUUCAGGUAAAUAUUAAAAUAGUAAUUCGUCUCCGGUUAUAUAUGUGUUUUUUAGGUUUUAUCGCCAAUACAGGACGCGUAAUAGGGACAAAGGAGAUUCGCGUUGGCAGCGAUAAAGUAAGCCUUAUUAAACUUUCAGUUCGCGUUGUAUCAGGACUGCAGUUGACAAUUACUCCAGACAACAGUAUUGAAAAUGGUUACAUUGCUGAAACCGCAGUAACACACAAAUUGACAGCACAAUAGGAAGGACUGUUGGAUAUUGAUCUGGAGUUUUCGGAUGGAUCUCGCACCCCAUUAAGGGAUAUAUCCGUGGAAGAUUACUUCCUUUUGGUUGAAAGCUUAGAUACUGAAGUUGUGGCCUUUGCACCAAUGCUAGCCUCUCACCAUCCCCGAGUAAUCGCUGUGGGAGAAGGAAAUGGAAACCUACUUAGAAUUACACUACUUCUAUCGGAAGAAUGUCGAGUACGCCGCAAUGUAAUGUCAACAAAACAAACCCGAUAUAAUACAUCCCCAUUAGCGAGCGCCCUUGCUGCUGUUGAUGUUGACUUUAAUAAUGCAAACGAAAUUAUUAAUAAACAUGAAGUUGUACAAAACGAUGGAGUUAUUCGAAAAGAAAGAAAUAAAUACACUAACAAUGGUGGAGAUCUUGCAGAUAUAAUAGUUUCGGUUCUGGAAGAUAAUGAGCUAAAGAUAAACCAUGCUAAAGAUAAAUCAUGCUAA